Molecule: messenger RNA, 1259 nt
Organism: Fundulus heteroclitus (mummichog)
Lineage: Eukaryota; Metazoa; Chordata; Actinopteri; Cyprinodontiformes; Fundulidae
Gene: fn3krp
Product: fructosamine 3 kinase related protein
Exons: 6
Coding region: 175-1104 (309 amino acids)
Source: RefSeq, a predicted model, not a curated record
GAAAAAUAAUGCGGAAACAAAACAAUCCUCUCGUGCUCUAGCAGGUGUGCUCGUCGGUCCACACGACGGAAGCUGUCAGAGACGGACUCUGAGCUCCCCCACCCAACAGUUGGAUUCGAAAUUUGUCUGUUUUUAGUCUUGUGCUUUUAUCGGGACAAACCACAGGAGAACGUCAUGGAAGCUAAGUUAAAGAAAGAGCUGGGGACAACCAUGCUGAAGGCAACUGGCCACGCAGGCGGUGGAUGCAUCAGUGAGGGCCAGAGUUACGAUACUGAUCAUGGGAGAGUGUUUGUAAAGAUCAAUCAUAAAACAGAGGCCAAGUUGAUGUUUGAUGGGGAGAUGUCAAGCCUGGAAACCAUUUUAAAGACAGAAACUGUCAAAGUCCCAAAGCCGAUGAAGGUGAUUGAGCUUGACACAGGAGGCUGCGUGUUUGUGAUGGAGCACCUGGACAUGAAAAGCCUCAACAAGUACUCAAAACAGCUUGGAGAGCAGCUGGCAGAUCUGCACCUUCACAACAAAAGACAGAUGGACAAACAAAACAAAGAGCAGCAAACUGUGGGUAAAGGAGCAGGACAGACUGAGGUGGCUCCUGUUGAGAAAUUUGGUUUUGGUUUAAAUACAUGCUGUGGAUAUAUAGCACAGCAAAAUGAGUGGCAGAGCGACUGGGUGCUGUUUUAUUCCCAGCAGAGGCUGCAGUACCAACUGAACUUGGUGGAGAAAUCGUAUGGGGAUCGGGAGGCCCGUGAGCUGUGGGCUAAACUACAGCUGAAGAUCCCUGAGUUUUUCACCAGUGUGGAGAUUGUCCCUUCCCUUCUCCAUGGAGACUUAUGGGGAGGCAACGUGGCAGAAUGCGCAGAUGGCCCAGUCAUCUUUGACCCAGCUUCCUUCUAUGGCCAUUCGGAGUAUGAACUGGCUAUUGCGGGGAUGUUUGGUGGCUUCAACAGCUCUUUUUACUCUGUUUAUCACGAUAAGAUUCCUCAAGCACCAGGCUUUUCACAAAGAAGCCAGCUUUACCAACUCUUCCAUUACCUGAAUCACUGGAACCACUUUGGUGGUGGCUACAGAGGCUCUUCGAUAAGGAUAAUGAAGAAUUUGCUCAAAUAGAAGCCUGCACAGAUACUUAUUAAAAAGCUUUAAAGUUGUAAUCCUACACUAGGUAAUAUAACUGGUAAAUAGUUAAAGAUACUAAAAAUGACCAUUACAGAACUGAUAAAGUAUCUAUUUGCCUAUUGGAAUUUCUCUGAAAUUGUCUUGAAAAU